Glycine soja is the source of this 1370-nucleotide messenger RNA. RefSeq names its product ribonucleoside-diphosphate reductase small chain A. The record is from RefSeq and is a predicted model, not a curated record. Gene Ontology annotation, molecular function: oxidoreductase activity. The coding region runs from base 108 to 1127 and encodes 339 amino acids. Gene Ontology annotation, biological process: deoxyribonucleotide biosynthetic process. The transcript has 9 exons. NCBI's taxonomy places the organism in Eukaryota, Viridiplantae, Streptophyta, Magnoliopsida, Fabales, Fabaceae.
AAAAUCGGAAUGAUUGAUUAUAGGGGUCUGUUUUGGGUGUCUUGGAUCAGCGUGCUUUCUGAUAGAUAAGGGGUUUUUGUAGGGUUUAUUCUAUUCAUCCAAAAACAAUGGGGUCUUUGGAAAAUAAUGGAGUAGACAAAGCAAGGGAUGAACAAGAACCAAUUCUAAUGGAGCAAAGCCAGAGGUUUUGCAUGUUCCCCAUUCGCUACAAGCAAAUUUGGGAGAUGUACAAGAAGGCUGAAGCCAGUUUCUGGACUGCUGAAGAGGUUGAUCUCUCUUAUGAUGUACAACAUUGGGAGACCUUGUCUGUCUCUGAGAAGCACUUCAUAACACAUGUCCUAGCUUUUUUUGCUGCUUCUGAUGGAAUUGUCUUGGAGAAUUUGGCUGCAAGGUUUCUGAGUGAUGUUCAAAUUCCCGAGGCUCGGGCAUUUUAUGGGUUUCAGAUAGCAAUGGAGAAUAUUCAUUCAGAGAUGUACAGCUUGCUGCUGGAGACGUAUAUUAAAGAUUCAAGAGAAAAACAUAAAUUAUUCAAUGCAAUCGAAAAUUUGCCUUGUGUUGCAAGGAAGGCAGAAUGGGCAUUGAGUUGGAUUCAUAGUUCCACUUCAUUUGCAGAGAGACUUGUUGCUUUUGCAUGCGUUGAAGGGAUAUUUUUCUCAGGAAGCUUCUGUGCCAUAUUCUGGCUUAAAAAGAGAGGAUUGAUGCCAGGUUUGACAUUCUCAAAUGAGCUAAUCUCUAGAGAUGAGGGCCUUCAUUGUGAUUUUGCUUGUCUUCUGUACAGUUUGUUACGGAAGCCGCUAAUUUCUGAUCAGGUUCAUAAGCUUGUACACGAAGCUGUUGAAAUUGAAACUGAGUUUGUGUGUGACGCCCUCCCCUGUGCAUUGAUUGGCAUGAACUCAGUGCUCAUGAGCCAGUACAUAAAAUUUGUUGCUGACAGGCUGUUGGUUGCCUUGGGGUACCAAAGAAAGUACAAUGUGGAAAAUCCCUUUGAUUGGAUGGAGUUUAUUUCUUUGCAAGGAAAGGCCAACUUUUUCGAGAGAAGGGUGGGUGAUUAUCAAAAAGCGUCUGUGAUGUCAAGCCUCCAAGAUGCCGGGAAAAACUUUGUUUUCAAGCUUGAUGAGGACUUCUAAUUAUGAUUUAUCUGUUUCAGCUUCAAUUAUUCUGCGGAUAUACUGAAUUAGGCAUCGGAAAUUUCAUUUACUAUUUUUUUUUUCAGUAACAUGUUUAGUCUACACACAUAACUUAAGUGAUUCCUAGCCGCUGGUAUCUAUCUGCACUCAGGUCACUUGUAUAAUAUGUUUCGUUAUAUUCUUAAUGGCAUGUAAUAUUUGUAACGGUAGCCAAAACGGCCUAGUCAUAGUCAUUAGUGAUUA